GUGGGGAGGCCGGCGCCGCCAACUCCUUGCUGCCGCGGCGCGGAGGAGUGAGGAGCCAGGGCGAACUUCCACCUUCGGCGCUGGCACCGGUGCCUCGCUCCGCGCUGGAUCAGGAUGGUGGGGCUGACAGCCUCAGACGUGCCCCCGACCAUGGCGGUCAAGAUCUUCUCAGCCGGAGUGGCGGCCUGCGUGGCGGAUGUGAUCACCUUCCCGCUGGACACGGCCAAAGUCCGGCUACAGGUAGCGAGCGCGAUCCAAGGCGAAUGCCAGACCUCCCGAGCUGUUAGGUAUAAAGGUGUCCUGGGAACAAUCACCACUCUGGCAAAAACAGAAGGGCCAGGGAAGCUCUAUAGCGGGCUGCCUGCUGGCCUACAGAGACAAAUAAGCUUCGCCUCUCUUAGGAUCGGCCUCUAUGAUACCGUCCAGGAGUUCUUCACCACAGGGAAAGAAACUAGUUUAGGAAGCAAGGUCUCAGCGGGCCUCACAACUGGAGGCGUGGCCGUGUUCAUUGGGCAACCCACAGAGGUGGUGAAGGUCAGACUGCAAGCACAGAGCCAUCUCCAUGGUCCCAAACCUCGCUACACUGGUACCUACAAUGCUUACAGAAUUAUAGCCACUACAGAAGGUGUGACGGGGCUCUGGAAAGGGACUACUCCCAAUCUGACAAGAAAUGUCAUCAUCAAUUGUACAGAGCUAGUGACGUAUGACCUGAUGAAGGCGGCCCUUGUGAAAAACAAACUAUUAGCAGAUGACGUGCCCUGCCACUUUGUGUCCGCUGUUAUCGCUGGAUUUUGCACAACUGUUCUGUCCUCUCCAGUGGAUGUGGUGAAAACCAGGUUUGUUAACUCUCCACCAGGACAGUACACAAGUGUGCCCAACUGCGCAAUGACGAUGCUUACUAAGGAAGGACCAUCAGCUUUCUUCAAAGGAUUUGUACCUUCCUUCUGGCGACUCGGAUCCUGGAAUGUCAUUAUGUUUGUGUGCUUUGAACAGCUGAAACGAGAACUGAUGAAGUCAAGGCAGACCGUGGACUGUGCCACAUAA
Messenger RNA from Vicugna pacos (alpaca), 1044 nucleotides. The record is from RefSeq and is a predicted model, not a curated record. NCBI's taxonomy places the organism in Eukaryota, Metazoa, Chordata, Mammalia, Artiodactyla, Camelidae.